Molecule: messenger RNA, 2517 nt
Organism: Annulohypoxylon maeteangense
Lineage: Eukaryota; Fungi; Ascomycota; Sordariomycetes; Xylariales; Hypoxylaceae
Product: heterokaryon incompatibility protein-domain-containing protein
Exons: 2
Coding region: 1-2442 (813 amino acids)
Source: RefSeq, a predicted model, not a curated record
AUGGAGAGCGAGCUUGGAGAUAUCUUCCCACCUUUUCCAACAAUAACAACACCGGAUACGGAUCUAAACGGUUUUCACUCGCGAUUUUCUAGGGCUUACACACUUUUCGUCACAGUCGCACAUGUUCUCCAAAGCAUUCUGAAUGAUCUUUGUACAAGAGAACCUCUUCGACUUGGGUUUAUCAAUGGAGCGAUUCAAGAUUACUUCGAACAUUCUACGUUCAAACAUAAGUACAAUCAGUUAUAUGAAUUGUUUGAUAAAUUAUCCACUUUACAACCAUCUACAGAUUGGGUCGAGUUUGAUCCCAGCUUCCACUAUGUGGUAGAGUUUCUCAUGCAACGUAUAAAGUGGGAAGAGCAGGAUGAAUCCUAUAACUUUGAUAUACCCCAAGGCCUAACCGAAAUCGCACAAUCGACUGUUUACGAAAUAAUCAAUAUAUAUGACAUUGACUUCAUCCCAGAGACGAGCUUGGAGGAAUGGCAUCCAAGCUUAUCCAAUAUUCUUCAUGUCCUCUCAAUUGUCCACGAGAAAGCUAUAUAUUCCGAGGUGCGACAACCGAUAAACAUCAAGAAAUCCGAGCCCACAAUUAUAACACAAGAGGAAUCUAAGAAUCCAUAUACAAAACCUCUUGACCACUCUUCUAAACAGAUCCGAAUUCUGAAGAUUUUCCCUGGCACCGGUUCAUAUAUCCGAUGUAGUCUCGAACAGCGCACUUUGGGUCCAGAAGCCAUCGAUAUGGCUUUAUCAUACGUUUGGGGAAGAGGUGAAAGAAAGAAAUGCAUUUGGAUUGACGAAGCUUAUUUCGCUGUAACCGAACGUCUCUAUGAAAUACUUCUGAAAUUACGCGACUUGGACCCUUCUCGGACCAUACACAUAUGGAUAGAUGCUGUCUGCAUAAAUCAGUCAGACAGUGAAGAGAAGACGCAUCAGGUCCGUCUCAUGAGGGAUAUAUAUACUGCGGCGAAACAAACAAUCAUUUGGCUGAGCUAUACCUUGCCUGAUGCGACAACCAAUCCUAACGACUUUGAUUUUGUACUUCCAGAAGGGCUCGAAGAAAUAACCGUGGACCGAUAUGACCUUUGUAGCAUCAUUAAAGAACUACAAGACUGCCCUUCACAGGUGCAAUCGAUUGAAAAGAAGACGGCGCUUUAUCUAAUGCUUUGGUGUUGCAUACAAAAUAUAUUGCUACAAGAGUGGUGGGAGAGAACAUGGACAAUCCAGGAGGCCGCUCUGCCUAGGUCUCCGCCGAUUUUCUAUUUUGGAGAGUGUGGAAAGUUUCAAUUCUCGUUCGAUGACAUGAUGCUUGCAAUGAACAUGCUUUCCGAGGUGAACGAGCUAUUACGCCAAACUCUCCAUGAUUUGGAAAAUGGCCAAGAAUACAAGCCAAGCAAUGCAUUGUCAACUAUGAUUACCCGAGCCAACACGAUGCGUCCAAUUCGAAGGCCGUUAUUAUUUUAUCUCCGUCCAGGCCUCGCGAGGAAAGAGAUGAUUGGGGAGGAGAAUCUCCAUACAUUCGACAGCAUCAUACAUUUCACAAACGCCUAUAAAGCCACCAACCCCCAAGAUAAGAUUUUUGCGUUGCAGUCUCUUCUCCCUAGAUGGCUCGGACAACUCAUACAUAUAAACUAUGCUGAGACUUGUGAAGACACCUUUACACGGGCAACGGCCCGUCUCUACAAUAAAGGAGGCAUGGCGGUUGUAUCAGUGCUCAAACUUUUAGUUGAGACCCGAACGGAUCGCAAGGCGACCCCAACAGCUCCCUCUUGGGUUAUAGAUUUCACCUUUUCUGAAGCGCAUCGCUUCACAAGUGAUGACGCGAAAAUGGCAACACAUCAUGUGACGCCCGACGGAUUCAUUUUCUCAAGGAUCCGUUCACAUCCUGCCCGUAGAAGGCCUAUCGGCAGUAGGUGUUUUGCUACCCCAAGGUCUCUUUUCUGCUCAGGGAUCUACAUAGAUCGAAUCUGGAAGACAGAUUUGAUGAAUGAGUAUAAAGAUGAACUUCAUACGUCAUUGCUCGGAUUUAAAAUAGGGAGGGAGCAAAGACAAAGACGGGGCCUAGGCGAAUCAUUCACGUCGUUUUCUGCAGAGGCCUCGUCUAUUGUCUGCUUCAUUGCUAUGAUAUCUGGAAAGGUGCUUGAAGGAGAUUUUUUGGACCUUCUUCAACAUCGAUAUGCUAAUAUUUACAACGGUGAUCAUAGCUACUUCAUUACAGACAAGGGACUUUUGGGAAUGGCCACAACUUCUACCAGAGUUGGUGACAAAAUUUGUUUAUUGCAGGGCGUACCGGUUUAUUUUAUUCUUCGAGAGGUAGAAGUCCUUGGUGGGAAGCUAGAAGGGUCACUGCAACAUCGUAUUGUUGCUCGAGCAGCUUUAAACGACACUUUUGGGGACCUAGAUAAGGUACUUGACUCUCUGCCCAUCGACAACAUCCGGAUUGUCUAGGGGGAAUUGGUAGGCAUGUAUAUAUAGGUACCUAGUUUAUCACAGGUUUAUUCUAUAUUGGUAUGAUACUUGGAA